AGAAACAUUUCGCAAGCGUCGAACACGUAUUCAUUUUGCAGCAAUUGCGGCCACAACACUUGUCGCAUCGGUUUUCUACCAAGCGGUCCCUCGUUUUCUUCCACCGAGCAAUAUCUCCGCUCCCUAAUUACCGCUAUUUUGCAUCUUGGCGAACAGCCGCCCCAACCUUUCCAACUAGUGCUCGGUGGAUUCUCGCAAUCUCGAUAAAAUUGACUCACUUUUGCGCCGGGCCUCAACCCACCCCAGGAAUCCGGGGAAGACGGAUCGAAUCGUCAGCAUCAGCAGCAGACGUCCUCACAGGUUCAUUCUACCAGCGAAGAGAUCCUCAAUCAGCCCUUGUUCAACAUGGCCAAGGUUGCCGCUGUCAAGGAGGCGGUGAAGGAGAGCCUUAUAGGCAGCCAGGAGCCCAUCCAGCUGUCAUCCCAGACCAAGGCCCGUUUUGUCAGUCUUGCAAGAAAGGAUGAGGAGUCAGGAGAGCUGUAUAUGGGCCCUGAAGAGUUUAUCAACGCUGUUGCGCCGCCUAAUGAAGACUACCAAAAGAUCACACGCGAGCAGUAUGCAAUCCUCUUUGGCGUUGCCGACCGAGCCGGCAAAGGCAAGGUCACCCUCCAUGACUGGGCCUACUUCCAGAACAUCCUCACAAAGCCCGACGCCGAGUACGAGAUCGCCUUCCGCCUCUUCGACGUCGACCGCCACGGAACGGUCAAGUACAGCGAUUUCCGGAAGCUCUACGAGCUGAACAAGGGCCCGGACACCAUCCCCUUUAACUGGGACUGCGAGUGGGCCAAGCUCUACAUUGGUAGCAAGCAGAGGCGCCACGACUUGGACUACCAACAGUUCUCCCAGAUGCUGCGCGGCCUGCAAGGAGAGAGGGUUAGGCAGGCCUUCCAGCUCUUCGACAAGGAUGGCGACGGAUAUAUUGAGCCGGAGGACUUCCAGCGCAUCAUCCUGGAGACGUCCAAGCACAAGCUCUCGGACCACCUCCUGGAGAACCUGCACACACUCUGCAACAUCUCCACGGGCAGCAAGGUGUCGUACGCCAAUGUCCGGGCUUUCCAGAACAUGAUCAAGGAGAUGGACUUGGUCGAGCUGAUUGUCCGGCGGGCCUGCUUAAAGAGCUCGGACGGCAAGAUCACCAGGACCGAGUUCCUGAACCAGGCCGCCAGGAUCACCCGGUUCUCGCUCUUCACCCCGAUGGAGGCCGACAUCCUUUUCCACUUUGCCAGCCUGGACGAGCCCUCCGGGAGACUCGGCCUGAGUGACUUCGCCAAGGUCCUCGAUCCCUCCUGGAGGAGUCGAUCCGGCGUUGACGGCCCCGGCCGCGCGCUGGCCCAGCCCAAGUCACAGUCCCAGCAGCUCCUGUCGGGGUUCCUCGAGUCCGGCUACAACUUCCUGCUCGGCAGCUUGGCCGGUGCCUUUGGCGCCUUCAUGGUCUACCCGGUCGACCUGGUCAAGACCCGGAUGCAGAACCAGAGAGGAGCGUCUCCCGGCCAGAGACUGUACAAGAACUCGAUCGACUGCGUCAAGAAGGUCGUCCGCAACGAGGGCUUCCUGGGCCUCUACUCGGGCGUGCUCCCGCAGCUUGUCGGUGUCGCGCCCGAAAAGGCCAUCAAGCUGACCGUCAACGAUCUUGUGAGAAGGCACUUCUCAGACAAGCAGGGCAAGAUCUGGUGGGGUCAUGAGGUCUUCGCCGGUGGCAUGGCUGGUGGCUGCCAAGUAGUCUUCACCAACCCUCUCGAGAUCGUAAAGAUCCGGCUCCAGGUCCAGGGCGAGGUCGCCAAGAGUGUCGACGGCGCACCCAAGCGCUCGGCCAUGUGGAUCGUCCGCAACCUCGGUCUCAUGGGCCUGUACAAGGGUGCCACGGCCUGCCUGCUCCGCGACGUCCCGUUCUCGGCCAUCUACUUCCCGACGUACAGCCACCUGAAGCGGGACCUCUUUGGCGAGUCCCAGACCAAGAAGCUGGGCAUCGUUCAGCUCCUGACCUCGGGCGCCAUCGCCGGCAUGCCGGCCGCGUACCUGACGACGCCCUGCGACGUGAUCAAGACCCGGCUCCAGGUCGAGGCCCGCAAGGGCGACACGGCGUACACUGGCCUCCGGCACGCGGCCAAGACCAUCUGGAGGGAGGAAGGGUUCCGGGCCUUCUUCAAGGGCGGGCCGGCACGCGUGCUGCGGUCGUCGCCGCAGUUCGGCUUCACGCUCGCGGCGUACGAGGUGCUGCAGACCACGCUGCCGUACCCGGGCGGCCAGGCGGAGCAGAAGCUCCAGAGCAGCAUGGCGGACGCGGCCAUGGCGACGCUGCGCGACAAGAGGGACGACAGCCCGUUCUCGCGGACCAGGAACGCGCUCAAGAUCGUGCUCGACCUGGACGAGGACUUUGGGAAGGUCAGGCUGCCCGACGAGAAGGGCUGGAAGACGAUUCCCAGCUGGAUGGGUGGGGGCGCCGCGUCCAAGAUUUAGGUUUUCCGGUCCAACCGGCUGCAGAACGGCUAUUAGAACGGUUAUUAGACAAGACCCUCAGGCGGACAAAAGGGGAAAGAGAAAAAAAGACCUACCUAGACAACCAAGCAAAAAAGACGGCGGGAGGAGGGAGGCACGGAUUCGAUGGCUGGGCACAUUCUGCAUACAAGGGGAUUUUACAUACACCACAAAAUGCAUCGCAUACGCAUCAUGUCGGCAAGCGGCGUUUUCGGAGAUUGAGGAGGGCAUUUUGAACUUUUUUAUUUCUUCCUUUUUUUCUCUUUUCUUUCUUUCGAAUGCGAGACAGCACCCCGGGGUAGAUCUGAUUGUUUCUUGUGUAAGAGCUAUUUGUGGGAUAUAAUUAAUUAUAUUCUCUUUUCCAAGUGUCAGUAACACGACUGAAGUGCAG
Messenger RNA from Phialemonium atrogriseum, 2866 nucleotides. RefSeq names its product putative calcium-binding mitochondrial carrier protein aralar1 protein. The transcript has 3 exons. Gene Ontology annotation, molecular function: L-aspartate transmembrane transporter activity; calcium ion binding; L-glutamate transmembrane transporter activity. The record is from RefSeq and is a predicted model, not a curated record. The coding region runs from base 346 to 2457 and encodes 703 amino acids. NCBI's taxonomy places the organism in Eukaryota, Fungi, Ascomycota, Sordariomycetes, Cephalothecales, Cephalothecaceae. Gene Ontology annotation, biological process: L-glutamate transmembrane transport; aspartate transmembrane transport; malate-aspartate shuttle.